CGGAAAGAAACGAUGAACUCGCUCGACGCGUUCGUCUAUGACGUCGAGCCACUGGCCGGCGCAUACGCGACGACGCUGGACGAAGAUGCGAUGCUGGACGACAUCAUGGCCUUGACGGACAAGGCCUCUCCGGCCUCGGACGAAGCCAGAAGCGACCACUCGGCGGAAGCGGCGCCGGCGAAGCGCACGCGUGUGCGCAAGCGCCAGAUCGACGAGCUCAAGUACCUGCGCGAGAAGAUGGAUGAGUACUCUUCGCAGCUGACCGCGCUACAGCAGCUCAAGGCCGUCGAGUCGCAGAACUCGUCGCCAUGGGAAGCCAUCUCGCGGCGCCAGGCGCAGGCGCGGUCGCUCGCCGAGGCCGAGAACGCCAAGCUCAAGCUUGCCGUCGAAGAGCAGCUCAAGGUCACGGAAGCCUUGAUGCGCAUCGUCACCAAGCGCCCGAAGCUCGCCGAGGCCGCGUGCAUUGACGACUGGAAGGUGCAAAAGCUGCCGUCCAGCCCGGUGCGUCGGCGGAAUGCGAUGCGGUCGCUCGUCGACGCCAAGCGCGAAGCCAUGGAAGGCGUCUUCGUGCGGAAGCAGAUCCAGGACGCCGCUAGCGCGCCCAUGGUCUCGGACGUUGUCUACGACGCGGCGACGGACUCGGUUCGGCUCGAGUGCUCGACUGUGCAUGAGCUCGCGGUGGACUAUCCGACGGCCGUCGAGACGAUGUGGGAGAUGCACACCAUCACCGGCACGCGAACGCUCGCGUCGUCCCAGUACCGGUGCUUGGAGACUGUCGAUGCAACGACCGUCUACUACCGCCGCAGCUUCACCUUGGGCGCGGCGCCCGUCGAGGGCAACGUUAUCUUUGCCCGCUUCAACGAGCCAAACCGGACAGUCUUUGUAUCCGAGACUGUCCUCGACGACGAAGCGCAUCCAUAUUCGCCCAACGUUUUUGUCUCGAACGAGACAACGUGGAUGAUGCUCGAGAAGACCGACGUUGGGGCGCGUGUUCGCUUCUGCGCGAGCGCCAUCAUGCCGUGCAAGGCGUCGCGUGACGCGCCGUCGUCGACGUCGCAGCACUACGUGGCGUUUGCCGAGCUCUUGCUCGACUCGUUCAAGAAGAAUUUGCACGAUAUGCAAAUGUACGUGCGCGGGCAGGUCGAAGCGCGUCUGGGGCCGCUCGCACCGCAGCACCACUGCCCCAUGAACGCACUCGCGACCAAGCUCAAGUCGGUGUGGCGCUUCUAGCCGCUCGUCUUCCCUUUGUUCUGUACUAUCUCAAUAUAAAAACGUGAGUUCUGCCGUGAGGGC
Molecule: messenger RNA, 1293 nt
Organism: Saprolegnia parasitica CBS 223.65
Lineage: Eukaryota; Oomycota; Saprolegniomycetes; Saprolegniales; Saprolegniaceae
Exons: 3
Coding region: 13-1230 (405 amino acids)
Source: RefSeq, a predicted model, not a curated record